Striga asiatica is the source of this 573-nucleotide messenger RNA. NCBI's taxonomy places the organism in Eukaryota, Viridiplantae, Streptophyta, Magnoliopsida, Lamiales, Orobanchaceae. The record is from the annotation of a GenBank genome assembly.
AUGGUAACCGACGGAAUGCUGCUGCUGUGUCGGAGGGGACACCACCGGAAGAAGAAAGACACCACCUUUCUCCGUCGGCGGCGGUCGAAGGCCCUUCCUCUCCACCACAUCCACCAGCGCCUCGUAGACCUGGGGAAGCAUGUUCGACGGCAGGUUAUUGUCCUUCCUCUCGGUCUUCUCGAUCCGCCAGUAGGAUCGCCGGUUUCCGUCGGCGGUUCCUCCCUCCGGCGACUCCGCCGCCCGGCGCUCGUACUCGCGGACCUUCUUGAAGUCCCGCAUGAGGUUGUCCCACUUGUCAUUGCACUGAUUCUGGCUCCUCAAGCAGCCCUUCCGCCAGCAGUAGUCCUCCACCCACUUCCACCGCAGCUCCGCCGGCUUGCCCCGCUCGCCGCCGCCGGGGGAUUCGCCCAGCCGUCUCAUUCUCCGCUCGUCGUCCAUUCUCUUGGCCUCGAUAAGGAUCAUCGUCUCCUGGAGGUUCCAGUUGCCUUUUCUGUAGUCCCUCAGCACGGCGUUGUUGUUGUGGGCUGCGGCGGAGGAUGUUGCGCCGCCUUGAUUGACCACCGUGUCGAAUGA